Mesocricetus auratus (golden hamster) is the source of this 348-nucleotide messenger RNA. RefSeq names its product 40S ribosomal protein S26-like. Gene Ontology annotation, molecular function: mRNA binding; structural constituent of ribosome. The transcript has a single exon. The record is from RefSeq and is a predicted model, not a curated record. Lineage: Eukaryota; Metazoa; Chordata; Mammalia; Rodentia; Cricetidae. Gene Ontology annotation, cellular component: ribosome; cytosolic small ribosomal subunit. Gene Ontology annotation, biological process: translation. The coding region runs from base 1 to 348 and encodes 115 amino acids.
AUGACCGAAAAAAGACGAAACAAUGGGCGCGCCCAAAAAGGCCGAGGCCACGUGCAGCCGAUUUGCAGCACGAACAGCGCCCGGUGCCUGUCCAAGGACAAGGCCAUUCAGAAGUUCAUCAUUCGGAACAUUGUGGAGGCCGCUGCUGUCAGGGACAUAUCUGAAGCGAGCGUCUUAGAUGCUUAUGUGCUUCCCAAACUCUAUGUCAAGCUGCAUUGCUGUGUGAGCUGUGCUAUUCAUAGCAAAGUAGUCAGGAAUCGAUCUCGUGAAGCCCGGAAGGACCGAACACCCCCACCACGAUGUAGACUUGCUGGUGCUGCAACACGACCUCCACCAAAGCCCAUGUAA